Galdieria sulphuraria is the source of this 359-nucleotide messenger RNA. RefSeq lists its product as uncharacterized. The record is from RefSeq and is a predicted model, not a curated record. Bases 19 to 321 code for a protein of 100 amino acids. The transcript has 2 exons. NCBI's taxonomy places the organism in Eukaryota, Rhodophyta, Bangiophyceae, Galdieriales, Galdieriaceae.
UUUCCUUCUGGUCAUACUAUGAGAGCCUUUACUAUCUGCUCUUAUCUUUCUUUUCGCAUUCCUUUGCUGAAAUCUUGGUUGCCGUUUCUUCGAAGUGAGCUUGUCAGUAUUUUAUUCGUUUGCUGUCUCUUUUUUUGGGCUUGCUUGGUUGCGAUUUCUCGAAUAGGAAGAGGACGACAUUUUGCUUUAGACUGUUAUGCGGCAAGUGUUUGCGGAAGAGUAACUUCCCUUGUAUUAUUGACUUGUACUGUUGACCGAUUUCUAUCCACAAGUUUCUUCAUCUUCAUUAGUAAAUUAAGGAUAAUAAGCUAUUUUCUAUGAAAGUCACGAGAGGCGACAUAUUACGCUUCAUUUCUGUC